AUGGAUUUGGAAGGAACUGAUGGAAGAGAACGCGGAGAGGAUGAUACAGCAUUUGAGAAACAGAGUGCUCUUUUUGCCCUUGCUGUCUCAGAUAUAGUGUUGAUCAACAUGUGGUGUCACGAUAUUGGUCGUGAGCAAGCUGCAAAUAAGCCUCUUUUGAAGACUGUAUUUCAGGUCAUGAUGCGAUUAUUCAGUCCACGCAAAACAACUUUGAUGUUUGUCAUACGUGACAAAACAAGGACACCACUGGAGAAUUUAGAACCUGUCCUAAGAGAAGACAUUCAGAAGAUAUGGGAUUCUGUUCCCAAGCCAGAAGCUCACAAGGAAACUCCAUUGAGUGAAUUUUUCAAUGUUGAAGUUGUUGCUCUUUCUAGUUAUGAAGAAAAGGAAGAUCAAUUCAGGGAGCAGGUUGCUAGUUUGAGGCAGCGAUUCUUUCAUUCUGUUGCACCUGGUGGGCUGGCGGGAGAUCGGCGGGGUGUAGUUCCUGCUUCAGGUUUCUCUUUCAGUGCACAGGAAAUCUGGAAAGUUAUCAAGGAGAAUAAGGACCUUGACCUUCCUGCCCACAAGGUCAUGGUUGCUACUGUACGGUGUGAAGAAAUUGCCAAUGAAAAAUAUGGUAGUUUUGCAUCAAAUGAGGAAUGGUGUCAAAUGGAAGAGGCUGUACAAUCUGGUCCAGUCUCUGGCUUUGGAAAGAAGCUUAGUGCAAUCCUAAAUAUUAGUUUGUCUGAGUAUGAUGCAGAAGCUAUUUAUUUUGACGAAGGAGUAAGAUCUGCAAAGCGAAAGCAGCUUGAGGAAAAAUUGCUACAACUCGUUCAACCAGCACAUCAAUCCAUGUUGGGUCAUAUAAGGUCUGGAACUCUUGAAAAAUUCAAGGAAGCAUUUGAUAAAGCUUUGAAUGCAGGGGAAGGGUUUUCUGUGGCUGCUGGAACUUGCACUCAGUUUUACAUAGCUCAAUUUGAUGAAGGGCAUGCUGUUAUUGAACAAGCAAACUGGGACACAUCUAAAGCGAGGGAUAAGCUUCGUCGUGAUAUAGAUGCGCAUGUUGCUUCUGUCCGUGCGGCCAAACUCUCUGAACUUACUUCAUCAUAUGAGAUUCUAGGGAAGAGUGGAAAUCUUAAAACUAAUAUGGAGAAAUGCUCAUGGAAUUUGGUUGUGUUUGCUGUGUGGUCUUUGGAGGCAAAACUAAAUGAGGCGUUAUCAGGGCCUGUGGAAGCACUUUUAGAUGGAGCUACUAGUGAGACAUGGUCAGCCAUAAAGAAACUUUUGCAGCGGGAGACAGAAUCAGCUGUUGUUGGGAUCUCUAAUGCACUCUCUGGUUUUGACAUGGACGAACAAUCUAAAGACAAAUUACUUACAAGUUUGGAGAAUUAUGCAAAAGGUGUAGUUGAGGCAAAAGCAAGGGAAGAAGCUGGAAGGGUCCUGAUCCGUAUGAAAGACAGGUAA
Messenger RNA from Dovyalis caffra, 1443 nucleotides. Lineage: Eukaryota; Viridiplantae; Streptophyta; Magnoliopsida; Malpighiales; Salicaceae. The record is from the annotation of a GenBank genome assembly.